AUGCCUGACAAUUUAUCGACUAUUUCAGCUGAUGGUAGUGAAAAGUACGAGAGUGCUAGCAAAGACAUUGCUAUCAACGACACAUUUUACCACACACCGUUCAAUUACUUCGUCGUGCGCACCGUUGACCCCGUGCCCAAGGACGCGGGUUUGAAGCUCUACACAAGUUUCCAGGGCUCCAUGCUCUCGGGGCUUAACGGACUCUAUAAAAGUAGCUACUUUGACACGGUGGCCAAGGAGACAAGACAUCUUGCGACAACUCACUUCGAACCUGUGGCGGCACGGAAGGCUUUUCCCUGUCUCGAUGAGCCAAAUCUGAAGGCCGAGUUCUCCAUCAGAGUCAUCCACAGGGACAGCUACACGGCACUGUCAAACAUGCCAACAGAGACUACACACAUCCGAGUGUACGCCCCUGACGACCGCCUCAGCCAAGCUCACUACGCCCUGCAGGUCGCCAAACACACAGUGGACGACUUUGAGGGCAGGCUCAAGAUAGACUACGUGCUCCCAAAAGUUGACUUGGUUGCGAUCCCAGAUUUUUCGUCCGGCGCCAUGGAAAACUGGGGCCUCAUCACGUUCCGAGAGACGGCGCUGUUGUGUGACCCAGAUAGUGUCUCAGCCAACGCACAACAGAGGGUAGCCGAGGUUGUAGUUCAGGAACUAGCACAUCAGUGGUUCGGUAACUUGGUCACAAUGAACUGGUGGAAUGACGUGUGGCUCAACAAGGGUUUUGCGAGCUAUAUGCAGUACGUGGGGACCUCUACCAAACAACCGGCAUGGGAUAUGAUUCUAUGUCACAGAUUGUUCUAA
Messenger RNA from Aplysia californica (California sea hare), 810 nucleotides. Its product is annotated as endoplasmic reticulum aminopeptidase 2-like. Gene Ontology annotation, molecular function: metalloaminopeptidase activity; peptide binding; zinc ion binding. Lineage: Eukaryota; Metazoa; Mollusca; Gastropoda; Aplysiida; Aplysiidae. The record is from RefSeq and is a predicted model, not a curated record. Gene Ontology annotation, cellular component: cytoplasm. Gene Ontology annotation, biological process: proteolysis; peptide catabolic process.